UCGCAAACAUGAGAGGGGCGGGGGAGCCAUUUUUUGAACAUCACUUCCCCCCUGGUAUGGUCCAGAUUGGUGAGAUAAUGCGCGGCCCGCAGCCUGGGGCUAGGAUGAAGUUUGAACUGGCAACGCAUCUUUAUGGCUGGGACCCCGAUCCUACGAUAGUCAGGAAAGCCCCAGCCCCAGUUCUUGAUCUUUCUCCGGAUGAGUUGACAUGACUCUGGAACACAGUUGGCAAUGGUAAAGGAA
This is a messenger RNA of Aspergillus glaucus CBS 516.65, 243 nucleotides long. RefSeq lists its product as uncharacterized. NCBI's taxonomy places the organism in Eukaryota, Fungi, Ascomycota, Eurotiomycetes, Eurotiales, Aspergillaceae. The transcript has a single exon. Bases 9 to 212 code for a protein of 67 amino acids. The record is from RefSeq and is a predicted model, not a curated record.